This is a messenger RNA of Pieris rapae (cabbage white), 2178 nucleotides long. RefSeq lists its product as uncharacterized. The record is from RefSeq and is a predicted model, not a curated record. NCBI's taxonomy places the organism in Eukaryota, Metazoa, Arthropoda, Insecta, Lepidoptera, Pieridae. The coding region runs from base 155 to 1015 and encodes 286 amino acids. The transcript has 7 exons.
UGUCGUUAGUGAAGAUAAAAUAUAAAAAUAUCCUAUAGUGACCUAUAUCUUAUAAGGAAAUAUUUAACAAAAUAUGUCACAAAUCAUUGCUACCCUGAGGCUAACUAACUGUUAGUUGAAGUCUUGUAAGUGAAAUACAAUGUGAACAGUGAAAAUGGUGAAAAUGACAUUAUACGCAGUGAUUAUUUGUAUCUGCACAAUGUUCCAGUUUAUAGGUACAGUCAGCACGCUAAAGUUCCUGCAAAUUCACGUACCGAAGGCUGUACUAACGGGGCAGAACGUAGAACUCAUGUGCACUUACGAGUUAGAAGGGGCGCAGCUUUACUCCAUACGGUGGUAUAGAAAUAUGAUAGAAUUUUAUCGGUACGUGCCCAAGGAGUCUCCUGCGACUAAGGUGUUUCCCGUUGCUGAGAUUAAAGUCGAUGUGGCAAGAUCGGAUCAAAAUCGCGUAGUGCUAACAGAAGUCGAUAGAACCUUAACUGGCGAGUACCAGUGUGAGGUGUCGGCUGACGCACCUCUAUUUCAUACAGACAUCAAAGCAUCGGAAAUGGUCGUUGUUGAGCCUCCGUUAAUCGGCCCGAACAUAACAUCGGAUAGGAUGACAUAUGUGGGAGGAGAUCACAUUCAGGCGAACUGCUCAUCACCACCCUCACUGCCUGCAGCUAACAUCACGUGGUACGUCAAUGAGCAAAUGGUGCCGAGUUUCACGGCGAACCACGUGACGAACUUCACUAACGGAUAUGCGUCGAGUUUGUCUACUUUGGAGCUCGAAACAGCUGUGUUAUCUCCUCUUCCUAUGCUUAUGAUACGUUGCGAAGCGUCAAUAUUCGACGUGUGGAAAUCAGCAAGCCACGCCGUAGUCCUGAGGGAACGGAACGCGAACCCGGUUUCAGCGUUAGGACGGAGUUUGACAGGUGGCGCCACAGAAACGUGUAUACCGUGCAUACUUGUCGUAAUUCUGCAGUCGUUUUUACAGUUUUUAUUACAAAAUUACACGGAAACAUCAAUAAGGUAGCUUCAAAUUAGUUAUAAAUGUAGAAAUCAGGGUUUAAAGUAAUUUGUUUGUUCAUAAUGCUUGUUUUGUAGAUUUGUAAAAAUAUUUAAUUAUGUUGAUUAUGUACGAUGAUUUGGUGAUAGUAUAAGUUUAGAAACAUUACUCAAACAUAUGUACAUGAGCAAUUCUUGAGGUAUGUGAAAAUAAAUAAAGAUGAUCGUUGACGUAAGACGGUAUAAAAAAUAAUUGUUACACAACUACAUACCCUGUUUUGGCUUGACUUUUUUUCGUGAUUUCUGUGUAUUUAUUGCUGUUUGUAACAGAUUUUAAUUUAAGUUCUCUUAGUCAGUGUCGGGAAAUCGGAGGCCAUAACUUUCAUAUUGAUAAAUCUAAACCUUUUAAUUGUAAAAGACAUAGAUAAAUAUAACAGACUGAGUUACUUUAUAUAUUUGGUUCUCGUUUAAGGUGUCAGAGUUGUACUAGUAUAGUAAUUAUUUUAUUUAUAAUUAUCUUAGAUUUAAUGGGCUUGUAAGUAGAAUAACUUGUAAGGUCUGUAAAUACUUAAAAUCUGUAAAUUUUUUAAUGUUAUAUGUUGUUAGUGUUUAUAUAUUAAUUUAUAGAACAUUAUUAAUACCUACAAGGCUACUCUGUUAUACCAAUAACAAGCUCCAGUCGUUCAUCUUUGCAGAAUAAUAUAAUCAUAAGCCCAUAACUAUAGCCUACCUUUAUAGAUUAAUUUAGUAUUUCAAUAUACCACUGAUGUCGAAAACUUAGAAUUAUGUGGUACGAAAAGUCAAUCGUAAUCAUUAUUGGAAUUGCUAUUUAGAUUACAGGGUAUGCCUUCUUUAGUUAAAGAAAAUAUAGAUAUAUAUAGACUGAUUACUGAAAACCUUAUUUGUAUACAAGUGUACUGUAAAUAAAGAAGUUGAUCGUAUGUGAAUUUGUUAUUUAGAAAUAAGUAUUAAAUAUAAUGAACGAAACGUUUUCAAAACCCAGCGUAAUGCGGUACGUAUUGUUAUUUUAAUAUCAAAUGGAUUGAGUUACAAAAUCACACAGACCAAAAUAUAUGCAGACUUUUAAAAAUUUUGGACAUCGAAUUUAACUGUUUAUUAUCUAGAACUAUUUUUUUAAGGCUUACAAUCAAUAAUUUAAAAUUCAAAAAAGGAAUGUCUUUGUGAGUGUCG